AUGCAAAAUCAGGCAUACUCUAGAACAUUGAAUGAAGCUACCAAAAAACAAAAGACUAAUGAAAAUACUGAAGGAAUUAAUUCUACUGAAGAGAUUGAUUCUAGUGAAGAAUCAGAUGAUAUUGAAGUUAAAAUUGAGGGAAUCAUUUGUAAAGAAAUAUCAAUCAACAAGAAUUUCAAGGUUAUUAUUGAAAAUUUUGAAUACUACAAGAAGGACAAUAAGGAUCCUUUGGCGAUUGCUAAUAUAAUGAAUCUGACACCAAAAGGUUCAUUUAUAAGAACAUUGCCUAAAGAUGUGUACAAAGAAUACCUUUUAUCACUAGAAUAUUUGGAUAAUAUUAUUCCCAAUGAAACACAUGAUUUUCUAGUAGAAUUUUUUGGGCAGGUUUAUAUUGCUUCUUGGUUAGGAGAAGCUCUUCUUAGACAACUUCAAGGAUUUAGUUUGGAAGAAUUACGUGAAAGAUUGGUAAAUAGUAUUAUUGUGUGCGAUGAAAUAUAUCCAGAACUUGCACCAGAAUUUGUAGAUAAUUUUCGAACAUUCAUCAUACAAGACGAGCCUUAUUUUGAAUCUUGGUUAUGUCGUUCUUCCAUCUAUAUAAAAGAUAAUGAGACAGGAAACCUUGAAGCCAUUAUUAGGCGUAGCUCAGGAGCAUUUUACACCUGGAUGUGUAAGACAUAUGACUCUUCAGAAGAAAAAUGGUCCUUCUUACUAAGAAGACUUUUUUCUGUAGAUGGACUUUGUCUAAAAAAGGCAUUAUCUUUAGGUUAUUUGCUCCUUGAAGAAUCUCCAACUAAUGAAGCUCCAGAGAUUGAUUGUAGUAGUGAUAUUAAAUGGAUAUAUAUUAUAGAUUUAGAUCAUGAAAGGUUCUUGGUGAAAAAUAAACAAGAUGUUGUAUGGGAAUUCGAACUUCAAAAAUUAUUGAUGGAUAUUAGUGAUCCAGAAAAGUCAUUGGUGAAGAAGUUGAUUUAA
Molecule: messenger RNA, 969 nt
Organism: Entrophospora sp. SA101
Lineage: Eukaryota; Fungi; Glomeromycota; Glomeromycetes; Entrophosporales; Entrophosporaceae
Source: the annotation of a GenBank genome assembly